CCGGACUCGGUGUCAUAACAACAAGGGUAUGUCUGCUGCGCUGGCGGGCGAAGCGAGGUGCACAGGUUGCACACGACGAGCUGGAAAGUCAGUGUAUCGCUCAGCAGCUGUACGCAGGUGACGUUGGCUGACAGAUAUUACCUAUUGUCACGGUCCACCCAGGCGGCCCCUCCUCGCCAUGCUGCGCCACAGCAGGCUGCAGAAGCAGGUCCUGGCUCUGUACCGGCAGCUCCUGAGGGCCGCGGCGCACAAGCCGGGCUUCCUGCCCCGGAUCCGGGACGAGUUCCGCCAGAACGCCAGCAUUCCCAGGACUGACGUCAUGCACAUCGAGUACCUGUGUCGGCGCGGGUGGCGGCAGCUGGAGCAGCUCGGCCACGCCACCACCCGGCAGCUGGGCGCCUUCUCCAGGCCCGGGAGGCGCGGCUGACCCCCGGCUGGCACUGCGCUCGGGGGCGGAGAACGGGACCUGCCGGGUCCAUUUCAGGUGCCAGCGGCUCCUAUCCGUCCGCCUCUUCAUUCCCCUGACUGCUCUGGCAGGAGAGGCAGCUGGUCAGUCACGCCCCGGCCGUCGGUCCGAGGCGGCUAGUCAGUCUACCGCAGGGUCACUGGACUGCAGAGCCUUCAGCCCGCAGCACAGCUCGGGAGCGAGACUCAUCGGGCUCAAACCCGUCGAGAGGCCACUGUCACAUCUCCAUAGUGGAAGGAUUUGUAAUGCCGAUAUUGUAGUUUGCGUUAUUUCUCACAGACUGUUUUAAUAAAAUAAGUUUAAUUGAACAAGAGAAUGUAACAUUGGUCUCACUGUUUCUUAAAUCUUCCAUAGUGGUUCCUGACUUGAACGUCUGUUAUUUCGCUGUUCAUUGGGUAUUGCUGUAGACUUUCUGUAAUCAGAUACACAUCAGGCUACAACUCAGUUGGUUGGCAUAUUGCCUUCUGCUACAGGUCAGUUCCUCUCACAUGCUUGUAAUGGAAAUAAAUUGAUUUAUUUUCAUUGA
This is a messenger RNA of Lepisosteus oculatus (spotted gar), 992 nucleotides long. The record is from RefSeq and is a predicted model, not a curated record. Lineage: Eukaryota; Metazoa; Chordata; Actinopteri; Semionotiformes; Lepisosteidae.